This is a messenger RNA of Raphanus sativus (radish), 1397 nucleotides long. RefSeq names its product isovaleryl-CoA dehydrogenase, mitochondrial. Gene Ontology annotation, cellular component: mitochondrion. The record is from RefSeq and is a predicted model, not a curated record. The transcript is spliced from 15 exons. NCBI's taxonomy places the organism in Eukaryota, Viridiplantae, Streptophyta, Magnoliopsida, Brassicales, Brassicaceae. Gene Ontology annotation, molecular function: flavin adenine dinucleotide binding; 3-methylbutanoyl-CoA dehydrogenase activity. Gene Ontology annotation, biological process: L-leucine catabolic process. The coding region runs from base 19 to 1254 and encodes 411 amino acids.
UUCAACUGUGCCGCGAAGAUGCAGAGGCUUUUAGCUGCCAGAUCGACUCUUGGUAACGCCGUCAAGACGCGGAGGAGGCAGCACUUAUCGUCUCUCUCUUCUUCUUCUCUCCUCUUUGACGAAACUCAGCUUCAGUUUAAAGAAAGUGUGUCCAAGUUUGCACAAGAUGUUAUCGCUCCUCACGCCGAAAUCAUCGAUAAAACAAAUUCAUUUCCAAAGAAUGUAAACUUAUGGAAGCUAAUGGGUGAGUUCAAUCUCCAUGGAAUCACUGCGCCAGAGGAAUACGGAGGUCUAGGUCUUGGUUACUUGUAUCACUGUAUAGCAAUGGAGGAAAUCAGUCGGGCCUCCGGCUCAGUUGCUCUCUCUUACGGUGCCCAUUCCAACCUUUGCAUCAAUCAAUUGGUGCGGAAUGGAAAUACAGCACAAAAGCACAAGUAUUUGCCCAAGCUGAUCAGUGGAGAGCAUGUUGGUGCUCUUGCGAUGAGUGAACCCAAUGCCGGUUCGGAUGUUGUCAGCAUGAAAUGCAAGGCUGAUAAAGUAGAUGGUGGCUACGUAAUAAAUGGCAACAAGAUGUGGUGCACUAAUGGUCCCUCUGCUCAAACACUGAUUGUUUACGCCAAAACUGAUACAAAAGCAGGCUCUAAAGGGAUCACAGCUUUCGUUAUAGAGAAGGGAAUGGCCGGAUUCAGCACUGCUCAGAAAUUGGACAAACUGGGAAUGCGGGGAAGCGACACGUGUGAGCUUGUUUUUGAGAAUUGCUUUGUUCCGGAAGAAAACAUUCUUGGCAAGGAAGGAAAAGGAGUGUAUGUUCUGAUGUCAGGUCUUGAUUUGGAGAGACUUGUUUUAGCAGCUGGGCCCUUGGGGAUCAUGCAGGCAUCCCUCGACAUUGUACUUCCCUAUAUUCGCCAGAGAGAACAGUUUGGUCGUCCAGUUGGGGAGUUCCAGUUUAUACAGGGUAAAGUUGCUGACAUGUACACUGCAUUACAGUCUUCAAGGUCAUACGUCUACUCUGUUGCUAGGGAGUGUGACAAUGGGAAAGUUGACCCAAAGGAUUGUGCCGGAACUAUUCUUUGUGCAGCAGAAAGAGCAACACAGGUUGCUUUACAGGCGAUACAAUGUUUAGGCGGAAACGGAUACAUCAACGAGUAUGCAACGGGACGCCUUCUGAGAGAUGCAAAGCUAUAUGAGAUCGGUGCUGGUACAAGCGAGAUCAGAAGGAUGGUCAUUGGUCGCGAGCUUUUCAAAGAACAGUAGAGAUAACUUAAAGUCUCUUUUUAUCUUUGCCAAAGGUGGUAACAUAACAAUGCGACAUUGUCAUUUUGUACAAACAGUACAAAUAUGUAUAAUGUAAAAUGUCAUCAGUAGUUUCUCAAUAAGAAAAUGGCUUCAAACUGUUC